AUGUCGAGCCAAAUUGAGCAGAGUAACUCGCCUGGCAACGGUACACUCCGUAAAGAAAAGUCGAACUUGUCGUAUUCCUACGAUGCUGGACGCGGAUGGAGGAGAUGGCGAAUCUUCCAUCCUGGUAAAGGAAUGUACCACGAUGUUAAGCGAAGACUUCCUUACUACCCAAGCGAUAUCACCGACGCUUUUACCUAUAGAACUGUCGCCAGUACAAUCCGAAUGUACUUUGUCAAUCUCCUUCCUGCUAUAGCCUAUACUCUCGACAUGUAUCGCCGAACCGGCGAAUUCUUCGGCGUCAACGAAGCUCUGUUCUCUUCCGCCAUGGCAGCCAUUGUCUUUAGCCUGUUCAGUGCCCAGCCGCUCACCAUCGUCGGCGUCACUGGUCUCAUCUCGCUAUUCAACUUCACCAUCUACGACAUUAUCAGCAUGUACGACGUCUCCAUCUAUCCCCAGUUCAUGGCUUGGACUGGUAUCUGGGCUGCAAUCUUUCACUGGCUAGCUGCUAUAUUCAACACGUGCGAUUAUAUGCGCUACGUGACCGACUUUUCCAGCGAGUCGUUUGGCAUGUAUGUCGGUAUUAUAUACAUCAUCAAAGGUGUCGAGGAACUUGUCAAUGAAUUUGACAAGGGCGGGCAGGCAGCAGGGUAUUUGGCUUGUCUAAUCGCCAUUCUUUACUUUGGAACUGUCUACGGUCUCGAGAAGAUAGGCUCUAGCACGAUCUGGAAGGCAAGCGUCCGUACAGUACUCGCAGACUAUGCUUACGUGUUCGGGACUUUAUUCUGGGUUGGUUUCUCUCACUUCCCUGGCAACAUCAAAUCAACGCACAUCGAGCGAGUGCCCGUCACCAGAGCUUUCUAUCCCACUCAAUCUAGAAGCUGGCUCAUUGACUUCUGGAACUUGGAAGUCAAAUGGGUAUUCGUAGCCAUGCCAUUCGGCCUUUUAACAAUGCUCUUAUUCUAUUAUGACCAUAACGUCAGCAGUAUCACUGCCCAGGCUCGACAAUACCCCCUCAAGAAGCCCGGUGGAUUCCAUUGGGACUUUUUUCUUCUGGGCUGCACGACUUUUCUGUCUGGCAUUCUUGGGCUACCCAUGCCCAAUGGCCUUGUUCCUCAGGCACCUGUUCAUACUGACUCUUUAACUAUUUACGAAACUGACCUUCAGAUCAUUCUGACGUCUGGAGGAGAGGAUCAAGAAAUACGGCGUCCCAUCGUGCGAGCCACAGCAGUGGUUGAACAGCGCGUGUCGCACUUCUUGAUGGGUUUAGGGUUGGUAGGGACUAUGACGGGACCUCUCCUUGUCGUACUGCAUCUCAUGCCGGCCGCGGUAUUUGCUGGUGUCUUCUUUGUUGUCGGCUGGGGGUCGAUUGAGUCAAAUGGCAUCCUCCAGAAGUUCAUCUAUCUUCAGUCUGAGCAACGCUUCAUUCAGCGCGAUGAACCGAUCAUUCGAGUACGCCGACGUAAGGUCUUCCUUUACAUUGCGUUGCAGUUCAUCGGUGUCGCAGCGUGCGUGGCUAUAUCACAUACCAUCGCAGCGAUUGGAUUUCCGGUUCUAAUCAUUCUCAUGAUUCCCCUUCGUAUUCUCAUCGUUCCACGAUGGUUCAUACUGAAAGAGCUCCAGAUUCUGGACGACUUCACUGCGACUAAUAAAACAGUUUUGGCCAGUCUCGGUGGAAAACCUGUUCUGCCGGAAGACUCAAAGGUUGAAGACUGGGGCCUUGAGAGGCGAGAGAGCGAGGCUCGUCACGGCGUGCCACGCCAACGUGCUGGAAGUCUUCACCGAUAA
Fusarium proliferatum ET1 is the source of this 1785-nucleotide messenger RNA. RefSeq lists its product as uncharacterized. Lineage: Eukaryota; Fungi; Ascomycota; Sordariomycetes; Hypocreales; Nectriaceae. The record is from RefSeq and is a predicted model, not a curated record. Gene Ontology annotation, molecular function: solute:inorganic anion antiporter activity. Gene Ontology annotation, cellular component: plasma membrane. The coding region runs from base 1 to 1785 and encodes 594 amino acids. Gene Ontology annotation, biological process: transmembrane transport; borate transport; monoatomic ion homeostasis. The transcript has 7 exons.